Molecule: messenger RNA, 381 nt
Organism: Tinamus guttatus (white-throated tinamou)
Lineage: Eukaryota; Metazoa; Chordata; Aves; Tinamiformes; Tinamidae
Product: lymphocyte antigen 6E
Cellular component (GO): plasma membrane
Molecular function (GO): acetylcholine receptor inhibitor activity
Source: RefSeq, a predicted model, not a curated record
AUGAGGGCUUUUCUGAUUGCGCUGCUGACCGCGGUCCUGUGUGUUGAGCAAGGUUCUUCACUUUUUUGCUAUAUAUGUGAAAAUGAGCAUUCCAACUGGAAUUGUCUUAAAACAUACAAGUGUGAUGAGCAGGAUAAAUUCUGUAUAACAACAUACAGCUCUGCUGGAUUAGGUAAGGAUGCAGGAUAUCGCAUCACCAAGAAAUGCUCAGCAGAAUGCCCUGAGACAAACCUGAACUUCGGAGUGGCGGCCAUCUCCACCAAGUGCUGUGGUACCUCUCUGUGCAACUUCAGUGGAGCCAACAGUGUGAAGAUCAGCUACGUCGUGAUGCUCUUGGCAACAGUGGCCAGUUUCAUCUGUGCCAUCAGGGCAGGCUUGUGA